Molecule: messenger RNA, 1186 nt
Organism: Musa acuminata AAA Group (dessert banana)
Lineage: Eukaryota; Viridiplantae; Streptophyta; Magnoliopsida; Zingiberales; Musaceae
Product: NADPH-dependent aldehyde reductase-like protein, chloroplastic
Exons: 1
Coding region: 280-1098 (272 amino acids)
Molecular function (GO): oxidoreductase activity
Source: RefSeq, a predicted model, not a curated record
GACUCCCAGUUCUAUGAUAAUGAUCUGAACCCAAUGCUCAAUUAGUUUUGCCACUAGUUUGUAAGCAUAAGAUAUUUAUACCUCCGAGGCGAUGCAAGAGUCCGCCGUUCUUGUUGACGCCAUGGAUGCAGUAGCUGUCGGCAGACUGCUGUGGUUGACCGGCGACAAGUAGACCAGAAUUCUCGAUGGUCGAUUCCCCUUAUCCGACGCUGCUGCAGCCAGUAGCCUUAGAGCUCUCCUGCGAAGAGAAACAAAGGCACAGGCUGUGAGUGGGGAGAUAUGGCGGCUGCCGGCACCGCAGCGAUGGAACACCGCCUGCAGCCGUUGAAAGGCCGCGUGGCGAUCGUGACAGGCGGCGCAGGUGGCAUCGGCUCGGCGGUCUCGGCCCACCUCGCCUCCCUUGGCGCAAGCGUCGUCAUCGGCUACGUCGGCGACCCGAGCCCGGCGGAGAAGUUGGCGGAGGCGAUCAACACGACUUACGGGGCUGGCGAUGGCCACUCCGGCGGCCCCCGGGCCAUAGCGGUCUCCGCCGAUGUUUCCAGCUCCGCCCAAGUCAAGUCCCUGUUCGACGCAGCAGAAGCUACCUUCGGCGCCGACCUGCACAUACUCGUAACCGCUGCCGCCGUCAACGACGCCCGAUACCCAUCGAUAGUCGACACCACCGAGGAAAUCUUCGACCAGAUGUUCGGCGUGAACGCCAAAGGCACGUUUCUCUGCUGCCGGGAGGCGGCGAACCGCCUGGUCCGGGGCGGCGGCGGGCGGAUCAUCACCUUCUCGUCGUCGGGGGUGGGGGGGCUCAGGCCGGGAUUCGGGACGUACGCAGCGACGAAGGCUGCAGUCGAGGUGAUGACGAGGGUGCUAGCGAAGGAGCUGAAGGGUACGCGCAUCACGGCUAACGGGGUGGCCCCGGGUGCGACGGCGACGCCCAUGUUCUACGCCGGGCAAUCGGAGGAGGCCGUGUCAGCGUGCACGGCGGAGAUACCGCUGGGCCGGCUGGGACAGCCGGAGGACGUGGCGCCGCUGGUGGGCUUCUUGGCCAGCGAUGACGGAGAGUGGGUGAAUGGGCAGAUCAUUCGUAUCAAUGGUGGCAAUAUCUGAGAUCGCUGCAGACGAGCUGAAUGCUCGAUAAUGAUCCACAGAGUAUUUAAGUUCGAUGAAAUAAGAAUGAUAUGUUAAGCUUGUCUUA